This is a messenger RNA of Paramecium tetraurelia, 426 nucleotides long. RefSeq lists its product as uncharacterized. NCBI's taxonomy places the organism in Eukaryota, Ciliophora, Oligohymenophorea, Peniculida, Parameciidae. The transcript is spliced from 2 exons. The record is from RefSeq and is a predicted model, not a curated record.
AUGUAGGAUAUAUAAUAGCCUCAUACAUCUAAGCUUGAAUAGGAGUCUGCCACAAGUGCAAAAAAUCACUUGUCCUUAGUGACUGUAAUUAUCUCACUUUACAUUUAGAAUAUUACUGAUUUAACUAAUGAACUGCUACAGAAUUAUAAGCAGGAUAUCGACCAAUUGAAAUAAGAAUUACAUCUCAUGAAAUAAAGGAUUACUAAUAAUAAUGAAGAAAUUAAAAAUACAACUUAACCAACUUUGGAUGCCAUGUUACGAGAUCUUAGAUAAGCCAUCAACACUUAAAAGGAUGAAAAUUCUAAAUUGCAAUCAUAACUAACAGAGUUGAAAAAAGAAAAAAGUCAGAUACAACAAUUAAUAUUGGCUGCCACUUAAAAGAUGGUAGCAUUGGAAUAGUAAGUAGGAAACUACACCUCCUCAUGA